AUGCGGAAAGCCAUUGCAAAACCCUGUUCUUCAUGUACGCCUCCAAUCCCAAAUCUCUCUGUCGUAACCUCCAUUGCAUCAAUCCUUCAAAACCAAAAUCCCCAAAACCCACAUUGUGAAUCUCUCAAAGAGUUCUCAUCUCACCUCACCCCAACCUUCGUUAUCCACGUCAUCAAGAAUCUAAAGAACCCUCACCACGCCCUUUCAUUCUUCAACUGGGCCUCAAACCCUAAACCCAACCCUAACAACUACUCUCACACUCCCUCCUGUUACGCCGCCAUCACCGAUCUCUUGCUCUCUCACUCACUCUUCUCCACCGCAUUCUCCUUCCUCCGCCACUCUAACAAACUCUCUGAUUCCCUCAUUUUCAGAUUCAUCAAUGCUUUGGGUCAACGUGGCGAUAUCAGGGGUGCCAUUCAUUGGUUCCACAAGGCCAAAACCUUUACAAGAGGACGCUAUUUGUUCUCCUGUAACGCCAUAUUGGGUGUGCUUGUGAAGGCGAAUCGAAUCAAUUUAGCCCAGGCUAUUUACGAUCAGGUUGUAGCAGAAGGUGUGGUGGAACUCGAUGUUUGCACUUACACCACCAUGAUUCGGGGAUUCUGUAAAAUGGGCAUGGUCGAGAGUGCAAACAAGGUGUUCGACGAAAUGCGCUGUGGACCCAACAUGUUUACUUACAACACUUUGAUUCACGGGCUUUGCAAGAAAGGUUACAUGGAGGGUGCCAAGAAGGUUUUUAACAGGUUGGUAGAGAGUGAGAGUUGUAAACCUGAUGUGGUGACUUUUACCACUUUGAUUGAUGGGUAUUCCAAGAAAGGUGAGUUACGUGAGGCGUUGAAGUGCAUGGAGGAGAUGGUGGAACGAGGGUGUUGCCCUAAUGUUGUGACCUACAACGCGUUGAUUGAAGGUCUUUGUUUGUGUGGGAAUGUGGACGAGGCCAAGAGGAUGAUGACUAGGAUGAGGUUAAACGGCUUGAAAGACAAUGUUGCCACAAACACUAGCAUUUUGAAGGGUUUUUGUAUUGUGGGAAAGUCUGAUGAUGCUAUUAACCAUUUUAAGGGAAUGAUUAGUCGUGGGAUGAAUCCAGAUGUGAAAGCAUAUAGUGUCAUUGUCAAUGAGUAUUGCAAGAUUAGAAAACCGAGUGAAGCAGUGUCUCUUCUGAGGGAAAUGGUGAUCAGGGGCAUUAAGCCAAGCAUGUCGAGUUUCAAUGCAGUGUUUAGAGUUCUUGUCGAUAAGGAGGAGCUUGAAGAAGUAGUUCUUCUUUUAAAGCAGAUGCCUCGGAUGGGUUGCACGCCCAACUUCUUAUCGUAUAGCAUUGUGGUUUGCAGUCUUUGUAAAGUGAAGGGUAAGAUGCAACAGGUUGAAGAGCUUGUUGGGAACAUGCUUCAGAAUGGACAUAACCUGGAUGCCACCAUGUACAAUUGCUUGCUUGCUGGAUAUUGUGAAGAUGAGGAUGAAGAAAUGGCAUUGAAGACGGUUUAUGACAUGAUUGACAAGAACUUUGUUAUCAACCAUGACACUUUCUGCACUUUUGUGAAGGAGUUGUGUGCAAAGGAAAAGGUCAAAGAGGCGGAGAGAGUACUUGAAGAGAUGUGCAGGAGAUACCCUGUGUCUGAUGUAAAUGCUUAUAGAAUGGUGCUACGCCAGUUGGGUGGGAAUGCUGAGGGGCUGCGGUUUCGCAAUCCUCCUUUUCUCCUUCUGCAUCAACUUUCAUAA
Molecule: messenger RNA, 1713 nt
Organism: Abrus precatorius (Indian licorice)
Lineage: Eukaryota; Viridiplantae; Streptophyta; Magnoliopsida; Fabales; Fabaceae
Product: pentatricopeptide repeat-containing protein At5g41170, mitochondrial-like
Exons: 1
Coding region: 1-1713 (570 amino acids)
Molecular function (GO): protein binding
Source: RefSeq, a predicted model, not a curated record